AUGCCUUCAAGAAAGAAUCCACCGCCGUAUGCGUCAGGUCCGAACCACAACAAAAAAAACAAUAAUAACAAUAAAAAUGAGAAAAAAAAUAAUGCAUCGGGUCGAAACGCUUCUGUAGAACGUAUUAUCGCGAAUGAGUCUCUCCUUGCUACAGAGAGUGAAAAGCAUGCAACCUCUAAGAGUCUCUACGGUGAUCCAGGAGCACGUAUUUCAGGUAAUGUGCAUAACAUUUAUGAUCGUAUUCGCAUGCGUGCGUACCAAUCUAUUUUGAAAAACAUUAAAGGGAAGUCUUUGUUACAUCUUGGAUGUGGAAUGGGUCUUAUUUCAAUGAUAGCUGCACGUAGCCUGGCGUCAGUCGUUGUGGCUGUUGAUCAUUCUGCUAUUGUGGAUGCUGCACAAGUUGUGGCAAAGCAAAAUGGAUUGCAAAACAUUAGUUUCUUUCAUGGCUCUCUGCGUGACGUAAUGCCACAAUUUCCUCUUCAGAAAUUUGAUGUUAUCCUUUGUGAAUGGAUGGGUGCUUUUCUUGUAAAUGAUUCACUGCUGGAUGAUGCUCUCUUUGCACGGGAUAAUUUGCUUGCAGAGGGUGGAGUUAUGUGUCCGGAUGGUUCCUCUAUUCACGUUGUGGGUGUCAGCGAUUAUGCAUUCCACCUCGAUACGGUGGAAUAUUGGAGUAAUGUGUAUGGGUUUAAGAUGGAACCGAUGAAAGCUCUUGUGCGACAGGAGGUUGAGACGUGCAGUGUCCCUGCGGCGAAUAUUGCCACAAGUACUUGUUUGGCCCACACUGUAAACAUCGCAACCCUCAAGAAGUCAAUUGAAAGCGAUAUGAAUGGUACUGGCAGCAGCAGCAAUAAUAAUAACAACAACAACGGUGGAGAAGUGGAGGGUGAAACUGCCAAGAAGAUGAGCGGACAGGACUUAAAUGACUACACCGUUCCCUUCAGCAUGCGUGCAAGCCGCGACACGACGGUAAACUAUCUCACCUUCUUUGUGGAUGCGACCUUCACGAACCCGAACGACCCCGGCGCGAACUUUGUUCUAGGCAUCCGCCCCGGUGGCAGCAAUCUGUGGACGGAGACGAGCGUUGGGCUGCCGGAGCCGCUGCCGCUGCGGGCGGGCGAGACCCUCUCGGGGGAGUUGCGGGUGCGGGUGGUGGACCGCCGGCGCGGGGCGGCCGCCGUCGACAUUACGGCCCGCACGGACGGGGGAGUCGCCAAAGUGGAGACCAGCGGCUCAUACGUCUACCAGCACUGCUAG
This is a messenger RNA of Trypanosoma theileri, 1254 nucleotides long. Its product is annotated as putative arginine N-methyltransferase. The record is from RefSeq and is a predicted model, not a curated record. Gene Ontology annotation, biological process: peptidyl-arginine methylation. Lineage: Eukaryota; Euglenozoa; Kinetoplastea; Trypanosomatida; Trypanosomatidae. The coding region runs from base 1 to 1254 and encodes 417 amino acids. Gene Ontology annotation, molecular function: protein-arginine N-methyltransferase activity. Gene Ontology annotation, cellular component: nucleus. The transcript has a single exon.